Camellia sinensis is the source of this 819-nucleotide messenger RNA. The record is from RefSeq and is a predicted model, not a curated record. Lineage: Eukaryota; Viridiplantae; Streptophyta; Magnoliopsida; Ericales; Theaceae.
AUGGAAGGUGGUAAUCGACAACCGUGCGGAUUGUCCAUGGCAGGGUAUAAGAACGUAGCAAACAAAUUUCUAGAGAAAAUCGGCCUACUACAUUCAGCCAAACAAAUGAAAAACAAGUUUGACAACUUGAAAAAAGAUUGGGUCGCCUGGAAGAAGUUGGAGAAUGCCAGCCACGGCUUCACAGGGCUUGGGUACGACCAUGAGACAGGCUUGAUCACUGCACCUGACCAUUGGUGGGCGAAAAUGCAAGCUAUGAACAGCCGAUGUGCUAAAUUCAGGACUAAGCCGCUGGAGCACGUGGAUCUCAUGGAGCGGGUGUACUCUGGCGCAACAGCGACUGGGAAACAUGCAUGGACUCCAACAGAAAUGCAAGAUGAUGCUGCUGCUGCGACCAAUGCCAUGGACGUGGAUAGCGGGAUGGGACCUCUCAGUGCUGACACACCACCACAACGGGGCCAUGACACUGUCGGGGAGAAUGUGGUUGAUAGUAGCCUAUUUGAGGAUGCUCCCCCCCAGUCAGCCGUGGACGGAUCAGCCAAUCCAAAACGGCGCAAGCGAGCAACGCCUGGUGCUGUUGCUAGCAGCAUGGACAAUCUGGUGGAAGUUUUGAGCAAACAAAGUAGGGAGAUGAAAAUCACGCAGUACGUUGUCACGGGUAAAGGUGACAACACAGUGGGGGACUGUCUUGCACGGCUUAUGAGCACGCCUGGAUUAGAGCCAGGCGGUAAGUUGUUCUCAUUCGCAUGUGGUAUAAUGGAUUCACCCGAUAAUCGGGACAUCAUCAUGGCCCUCCCCAGAAUUACAUUGUCAACUGGUUGA